AGAAUAUCCAAAUUUUUAAUUUCGUUUCCUUUCCUUUUUUAUUUAUGCUAUCAGUAAACAAUAGUACUUAUUUCCAGCUUAGUUCACCUUACCGUUAGCUUCGCAGUGCAAUUAAUUAAAACUAUUGACAAAGUGCGAGUGUAAAGUUAGUAAACAAGGACAAUGGUAACGUUGUGUGCAUAAGUGUUACGUGAAACAUUACGGCGUGAAAGUGUGUACAAUGAUGACCAGUUGAUGUUGACGACUAGUCUCCAAAAUGGUGGCCAGAGGGAGAGGGCGAAUGCUCUCUAUACUCUUCAGCGCCUUGUUGCUGGGACGAGCUAUCGCAGUGCGCGGUCACACGGAGGUGCGAGUGGAGUUACAAAUGGAGCGGUGGGCGGCCCGCGGCGGCUCCGUGCGGCUCCGCUGCGUGCACGACGUGCCGCCCCAUCUCCUUGACAAAGUGGUCUUCCUCCGGCACGGCACCAAAAUCUUCCAGUACAUUAGGGACAGGAAACCGCCUUAUAGAAACUUUACUACCCCCGGCGCCGUGCUCAAUAUCGCCUUAGCGACGGAGAACUCUAUAAUCCUGCAGAACUUGGAUUUCGCAGCGAGUGGCAGCUAUUCGUGCGAGGUGUCACUCGACACACCGAUCUAUACGAAAGCCUCGACCGAAAAACAACUCACAGUUUUCCAUCCGCAAAAGCAUCACCCGCGUAUUGACUUUCCGACGCGUUACCUGAGCUUCGGGGAAACUCUUCGCGCCAAUUGCACGACGGCUCCCGCCCUGCCAGCACCUCAUAUCACAUGGUUUAUAAAUGGCAGAAAGAUGGACGAGCUGGUAGCCCACUCUCACAAGUUCCGCGUACCGAUGAGCGAAAGGAAUGGCCGCCGCGGGUUACAGAGGACCUUCGAGUAUGACGCCGGCUUCAGCAGCCCGCCCCCACUACUGACCCUCACUCACGCCUCGCAUAUAGCUACACGCCCGCCCGGCUGCAAUCUGAAGGAACACCAGAUGACUGAAGUAAAAGAACACGAAGAAUUUAACAUCAUCCAUAUGAGCAGUCGCCACAAGAGCCGCAAGCCAAACAAGAGGGAUCUUUACGUGACAAUAUCUGAGCUGCAAGUGGUAGCGACGGGCAGGCUCGAGAUCACUUGCGUUAGCACCAUCCCCGAGUUCCGGAGCAUUGAAGAUAGGUUCGCGGAUGUUAGAAACGAUACUGUCAUAGUUGACGUCAUCAAGCCAUCAACGCUGUCUUUGCCGUCUGCGAACCUGACUACCGCAGACUCCAGCACCUCGGGAACAUCAAAAAACUUAUUUUCAUCUCUAAUGUGUAUCAUAAUUAUUUGCUUGCUCACAAUUGCUUGAUAGAGCAAGUCGUUAAAAUUUAAUAAUGGGCUGUGAUAAAAAUUUAUGUGGAAUGUUCAUAUAAUAUACAUAAUUUAACGCGCGUGAGUGAAAAUGUGAAUAGCUAAUUGUGUACAGGCACAUGUUGAAGACAGAAUACAGUGAGUUACGUAAACGAGUCUGGAACAUAUCGCAGAUGUAGCUAAUAUCUUGUCUUUUAUAACAUUGCCACUGAGUGAGUUUUAAUAUCAGUUGUAAGGUCUGGGUCUCAAUAUCAGAUUACCAACAUCCCCAAAACUGUAGACCUCGUAUUAUCAGGUUAGUUUAGGAACAACCAACUGUUGCCCCUUAUUAGAGCUUAAAAUUGACAAAAUCUGCUUCGCGAAGACUAUUAUCGAUAUACCUUCCAUUCUAACAGGUUUAAACUUAAAUUUAAUAAUAAAAGGGUGUUUUUAAAAACCUUGAAUGGUAAUUGAGGCACACCAGUUCAGGAUAAGAGGUCUUUUGAGGUCUUUUAGCUUUUAAAUCUAUGAAUACAGUAUUACACAACAGGG
Messenger RNA from Trichoplusia ni (cabbage looper), 1881 nucleotides. RefSeq lists its product as uncharacterized. The record is from RefSeq and is a predicted model, not a curated record. NCBI's taxonomy places the organism in Eukaryota, Metazoa, Arthropoda, Insecta, Lepidoptera, Noctuidae. Bases 257 to 1348 code for a protein of 363 amino acids. The transcript is spliced from 7 exons.